Microtus oregoni (creeping vole) is the source of this 195-nucleotide messenger RNA. RefSeq names its product translation machinery-associated protein 7-like. The coding region runs from base 1 to 195 and encodes 64 amino acids. The record is from RefSeq and is a predicted model, not a curated record. Lineage: Eukaryota; Metazoa; Chordata; Mammalia; Rodentia; Cricetidae. The transcript has a single exon.
AUGUCAGGCCAGGAAGGUGGCAAAAAGAAGCCCCUGAAACAGCCCAAGAAACAGGCCAAGGAAAUGCAUGAGGAACAUAAGGCUUUCAAGCAGAAACAAAAAGAGGAGCAGAAGAAACUCGAGGAGCUAGAAGCCAAGGCCAUGGGGAAGGGACCUCUGGCCACAGGUGGAAUUAAGAAAUCUGGCAAAAAGUAA